CAUCCAUCGAACACGAACCUCGGCAUCGAUCAUGUCCGGUGGAUGAUAUGGAAUCAUGGAUUCAAUUCUUCUUAGGUUGGAGCGUGAACACUGAAUCUUGGCGAUUAGUACAUCCUACUUUUGCUUCUCUGGCAUUCUGCGAAACAGRCUGUGGCACAUCCAAGCGAUUAACAGAUCAACAAAACCAUCAACAUCAACAUCAAAAUACUCCUUGCAAUAUACAACAGCAGCAGCACCAUGCUACUUUCGAAAUCUCCCAUCCCAUGGUUGCCGGCCUCGAUGUCUCUGCUGUCGCCAUCAUCCAUCACAUGCCUUCUCCUUUUCCCCUCGAUUUCCUCAAUGCCAGUUCCUACGAGUCUUGAAGAAAUGGUACGCAUCUUAAACAUCUUUCGUUGCCUCCACAAAGAUCGCGUGUAGAAAGGAUCGAACCCACUGGCCUCGAACAARACUUUCCUGUUGAUUCGUCUAUAGCCAAAGAAGGAGCGACUCAAUUCAUCAUUCACCCGUCCAUCCAUGUCUCUUACCUUCGACAUUUGUUUCAUUCAUGCUAUUGCCGACCUACAGAACCCCGGAAAUCUUGCUUUGUGCACCACCAUCGACRACAUYGAUGCUGUUGGUGGAGACCUGCACUGCCUAGGAUGGAAUGGAAGUCGAACGUUCGAAGACAUUGACGAGAAAGCCUCGCGAAACCCCGGUCUCGACUUUCUGCCUGCGGACCUUGACGACAAAGACGAACCACUCCCGAACUGGCGGUACGAGAAUGGCUUGCUUCGAGCGCCGUUCCAGGGUUCCGAAGAUGGUGUCGGCGGGAGCCGAGAUCUCUGCUUGGGGCCGAGUGAUGUUGCCCUUUUCGAAGCACCCUGCAARCCUUACGAACUGAAACUGCAAGAAUGUCCGUCCGAAAGCAACGUUCGCAACAGCAUCGUUCUCGACGAGGGAUACGACAAUGCUGUCCCURCCGAUKCUGCUGCCAGCUCGGAAGAAAUGGCAGCUAGCCGUCACAUGCGUUUUCUCGUUACGGGGCAGGGGCGUGUGCAGUCCCUGGCUCCCGUGCUCGAACGGAGAACCGGCAGGGAUGUGAUCGAAAYGAAACCCUUCUGUCURACCAUGCUAAAUGGCAACGAUGACGGCCUUGGUAAGAAGCCAUAUCUCGUUCCAUGUCAACCAGAAAACAAGGAUGGCAAAGACACCAAUCACGACGRCCGGCACGGACUCGCCUCCCCGGUCCAGGUGUUUGGCGUAUACGGGACCUACUCGGAUUCCUUUGUGAUGGUGCUGCAGACUGUCUGGGGAUACAACGAGGUCGUGAAACUGGCAUACCAGGUCGGUAUUCCAACGGGAUCUAUGUCGUCUUUUACUUCUUCCGCCACGAUUGUCAUUGAGCAGCAAGUAGGCUCGAGCAACAGCCAUGUAGACAACAGCACACCGAUGUUGGUGAAGGAGAUUCCAUUAGUUGAAGAUCAUCAUGUUGCGAAUAGUAUCAGCGGCAUUCUUUCCUUCUCUUCCUGCCAAUACGAGAUGGUUGGUCCCAUGACUGCAACGCUCCACUCAAUUCGUGACGACGUGAAUGCUUCGAAUUUCGAGGCCUCUACAGCAUCAACAGCRGCUUCCCGCGCCUUCUUUGUGGUCKMCGAUCCGCRAAAGGARAGCCUCAACGGGUUUUUCGAAAUGUUYGUUAUCAUCUUUUGUUCCAUUGCGGGAUGCUUUACUUUGUCGAUGGUGGCCGAUUGGUGCCUCAAGGACAAGAUUCGAGCAUUCGGAACUCUCUGGGGGGAAAACAGCGACGGGAAGACCGUCUGUCUCGACGACGACCUGGACGACAACUUUGACUUGGAAAAGGACGAGGGCACCGAGAUCACCUCCGAGCCAGAAAAGGAAAACGAACGGACAGCCGACGAGGACAACAACACGGAACMUGCCAGUGCCGAUGAUAGUAGCAGGAAUAUCGACGGCAGCGACGACUACAGCAUGUGUAGCAACGAAAACCAUGGCAAAGCCGACAACGAGGAAACUCCUCCUCUCUUUCYGAAUGAUGUUUGAAACCGAUACGCAAGAUUAUGGAAGAUGCGCAUGUCCUGUUUCUGAAGAAAAAUGGAAUGCAACAAAGGAUCGUUCGGUGCGGCAAGAUCGAGAAAGACAUGGAUGCUUGCACAGACUGACGGAGGAAUCGACUUUUGGUAGCUUGUGGACACUGGGUUURCUGCUCYUCCAAAGUUGGAAAUUUUCUGCUCUGUGUCUGUCUACGGGUAUUCUUUACAUCUUUGGAUCGAGGUUUUGCAUAUCUCUCUGCCCGAAUAGGUUUUCACUCGAUGAUGCACGGUGUUAUACUGUAAGGGAUGAACGUUUAUGAUACGGAAUAGGGCAGAUAAGAGAGGACGUCUCCUCCCUUUGGCAUGCAUUKGGACUGCGGUACGCUCUGUUCUUGCACGAUAUCUAAGUAUCAAAUAUCACUUUGCUGCGCUUGCAGAUUGAACGAAUGCAUGGCUCGACCGCAUAUCUUUGAGGUUGGGAGCUCAAGAGACGAACUUAUGCGGUCUGGUGGACAUACUACAAGCGGURGACUUAGAAUCCUGUUACGUGUCAGUGCAGUAUUAUACCAAUCGUUUGUGUGCUGGAUCCCCAAUUAUAAAGUAGUUAACAUCAU
This is a messenger RNA of Pseudo-nitzschia multistriata, 2644 nucleotides long. NCBI's taxonomy places the organism in Eukaryota, Bacillariophyta, Bacillariophyceae, Bacillariales, Bacillariaceae. The record is from the annotation of a GenBank genome assembly.